AUGGAUCAAUCUUAUAGAAAAUUAAGAACAGUUGAACUACAGAAAAGAAAAGUAACUCAGUCGAAAAAUCCAUCAAAUUUAACAGAAAGAAAAUUAGGAAAUGUUUAUGCACCAAAAGACUUUGAUGAAGAUUCGACAAUAGUUGUUUGUAAUUUUCCACAAAAUAUGACAAUAAAUGAAUGUAAAAAUUUUAUGCAAUGGAUAGGACCAGUGAUAAAAGUUGAAAAAAUUUCUUCUUUUAUGCAAGAAAAUAAUUAUCUUGUAGUUUUUUGUAACCCUUACUAUGCAAAAAUAGCUUUAGAAAUUCCAUUAUUAUAUGAAAAUAAGGUAAAACUUUUUACAAGAGCAGUUGAAAAAAGAGAAACUAUUUGGAAAAAUAUUAAUGACAUGAUUUCAACAAAUAUAAAUUUUUUUUCAUAA
Messenger RNA from Plasmodium gallinaceum, 420 nucleotides. RefSeq names its product conserved Plasmodium protein, unknown function. The record is from RefSeq and is a predicted model, not a curated record. Gene Ontology annotation, molecular function: nucleic acid binding. The transcript is spliced from 3 exons. Bases 1 to 420 code for a protein of 139 amino acids. NCBI's taxonomy places the organism in Eukaryota, Apicomplexa, Aconoidasida, Haemosporida, Plasmodiidae.